UCUGUCUUUCUCCUCUUCCACUCUCCUCUCUGAGCUGGAGUACAUGGUGUCUGAACUCAGUUGUUGAGCAUUCUCUGCACUGGACGGCUUUUGUUUAGUUGCACUUUGUUGGAGUGUUUCUGUCAGGACUGUUUUGCUACAUAGAGAAAUUACUUAGAGAGAGAUGCAAGGUAAGCAAAUCCGGCUGAGUGACUGCGAGCGGUGCACAUUGCGGAUCUGGGAAGAGUGAAGUUACAGGAGGGUGAACUGCUGAGGGGAACAGGUGGAGCACUGGCAUCAGCAACUUUUAACAAUUCAACAUAUUUACUUCCAAAAGUGCCCAGACGCUCGAAUGCAUUUAUCACUGGAUACCAUGAGCAUGGUGGACGACAGCUGCCUCUCACCCAGCAACUUCCACGAAAUGGGGAAAGGUGGGGGCAUCGGUGCAGGGGGCCGCGUCCACAGCAUUGAUGUCAUUCUAGGUUUCAGUAAGGACCAGGACCCCCUGCUCAACCCUGCUGGGGCCCCAAGACCCCAUAAAGUGGACAUAGAUGGCCUGGCAGAGCCUGGGAAGCAGCAGGAGCCCUCGUCACACCCAACCUACAGCGGGCACCUUUCCUCCCUGAGAAACGGCAGCUCAGAGCAGCAGCAGUACCACCACGACACCAGUUUAUUCACAAACAAGUGUGAUGAGGAACUGAAUGAGCUGAGGAAGAGUGUAGAGAGUGAUGAAGGCAAGUCUCCGGAGCCAUGCAAGGACGAUCAGCCCAAGAAGAAGCACAGGCGCAACCGCACCACCUUCACCACCUACCAGCUGCAUGAGCUGGAGCGUGCCUUUGAGAAGUCCCACUACCCAGACGUGUACAGCCGCGAGGAGCUCGCCAUGAAGGUGAACCUCCCGGAGGUCCGAGUUCAGGUCUGGUUCCAGAACCGAAGAGCUAAAUGGCGUCGGCAGGAAAAAUUGGAUGCCAGCACCAUGAAGCUCCACGACUCGCCCAUGCUGUCCUUCAACCGCCCAGCACCAGUUCACACCGGCAUGGGUCCGAUGACUAACUCCCUCCCCUUGGACCCCUGGCUGUCCUCUCCCCUGUCCAGUGCUACACCAGUUCACAGCAUCCCGGGCUUCAUGGGUCCAGCUCAAGGCCUCCAGCCCAGCUACCCUAGCCACAGCUUCCUCAACUCCAGUCCUCAUCCUCAUCCUCAUCCUCAUUCUCAUUCUCAUCCUCACUCUCAUCCGUCCAUGGGCCAGGGGAUGCAAAGUAUGGCUCCUCCUCCAUACCAGUGUCCUGCACCGUACCCUGAUAAAUACCCUAUGGAGGACGUGGACCAGCGCAGCUCUAGUAUCGCUGCACUGAGAAUGAAAGCCAAGGAACACAUCCAGUCUAUGGACAAGACCUGGCAACCCAUGUGACUAACAAACCUGGCAGUACAUGUGAAUGACACUGGGAAAUGAAGAAAUUGAAAUUGUUUCUUGGGAUUCAGGGUAAAAGAUACCCAGUAAAAUGUUGGAAAAUGACAGUGACAUGUCUGCUACCCAGCAAAGCAAAGGAAGGAAAUGAAUUUUGAACUGUGAAAACUGAGGAUUUUAGGCCUUUGACCUUUCUUCUUUUUCAUCUCAAGGACAUGGAGCAAACGUGAACUCUACAGUCUUGUUAAAGUGUUAAUUUUAAAGCACUAAUUACCAGACAUCUGUUUUCCCUCCAAUCUCUAAGUGUUUAGCGUUGCCUUGAGUGCUGUAAAAGCAAAUGUCUUCUUAAUGACCAAUGCUCUACACGCAAACUUGCACCCCAGGAGCACGGAGAUUUCUUUCCUUAACAACUACUUUUCAUAACAAACUAUCUUUAAAGGUACUUUUGGAUCAAUGCAUUGGUUCGUCCAUAUUGUUGAACAGCUUAUCUAGUAAAACUGGCAUGGGUCACAAACGUACUUACUUAGAUAUGUUUAUAUGUCCAUUGCGACAGCUGUUCAUGAACAGGGAAACACUGUCAUUGAAAACCACCCAAAUAUGGAAUUAUUUUUGUUCUCAUCUCUUUUCUGUUAUUUCUGUAAACCAUCAGAAAUUGAGUCAGACAAAACAUCAUUCAGCUGUUCAUGUUUCCCUUUUUUUUUUUUUUUUUUUACAAAGUUUGUGCUUUUACUAAUUAAUCCAAUUGUCGCAUUUUCAUGGGUCAGCUAAUCAGAGUCUCAGAUUACUUUGUGAAUGAAAGUCCAGUCUCAGUUUAAUGUGAGAGCAGCUAUGUGAAGACACAUGACAAUGUAUCUGACUGUGACUGCAAAUUAAUAUCUCACUGUUGAUUUAAAAAAAAAAAGAAAAGAAGAUAAUCUUGCAACUACAGCAUGGUUUAUGUUGCUACUUACUGACUGCCCCGUUUAAAUAUUUGAGCCUAUAGCUUAGAUGCACGCCCUGGUAUGACUGGAGGAAGAUGACAGCCGAGGAUCAGUGACGCCUGCUGUCGUGUUCUUUUUUUUAUAUACAGGGAGAGGAGAAUCUCUCAAUAUGGGGUCAAAAACUACAAAAUAGAUAAUUAUUAGGUGGUAAAGUGUACUAGAGGUCAGAGAUCUGAUGGCACCUUCUAAGUGGACCAGGGCUGAGAAUAUACCAAAAAUAAUUCUGCACUAUUACUGAAUGCUGAGAUGCUUUAAAGAAGGAAGCGAGGGAGGAAGGAAGGAAGUAUGAAAGAAAGAAAGAAAGACAGGCUAGUGAGCGGAGUAACCCUCUUUUUGCUUGAGUGGCUGUUGGAGGAGAAAACCUGUUGGCAGCUCAGUGUUGGGUGGCUGCGUGUACGUGCAGGGCAGCAGAAAGAGCCCUGUGUGAUGCGUCACCCCACAUAGUUUAGUCUUUGUUCGGCACAAUUGAUCCAAGUGCAUCCUCUUUGUCCGAAAUUGAAGGGGAGGGGGGGGAAGCGGUCUCAGGCGGCACUAAAUAGGCCCUUGUAACCAUUUUGUCAUGGAAGUUUUUUUUUCCUUUCUCAAUCAAAGGAGGAGAAACAUGUAUUGUAGCUGCUACGGUCAUUAGUGACACAAUAUUGGUCUUUUACCAUCUGUUAUAGCCGAGCUCUUAAAGGUAGAGAAGUACAAUGUGUUUCAUAUGAGCAGUAGAGCUCAACAGAUUUGUAUUUGAUAUUGAGACAUUUUAGCAACAGCAUCUACAGGCAGCAUCUCACAUCACUGAAUAUGUACAGUACAGUCAGAGAAGCUACAUGGUAGGCCCGUAUGUUCACUUUUUUGACUUGUUGGUAUGGAACAAGAGGGAGAGAAACUCCUUCAUCUUAAAGUGCAAUUUCGGACUCCUUUUUAUUUUUUAUAUUUUGUUUUAAAAAAGAGACAGUUUUUGUGUUAACUGUAUGGUUGUGAUAUUUCUCUUUAAUAUGACGUGAAAGUUGUGCUGACGUCCACACCGACUACAGCUACAACAGCAGCAAGAGCAAUAUAAAGUCAUUUCUGGUUCAAUUUAAAAUCCAUUGUUGUACUACUGGUCGGGGAGGGAAAAACACAGUUCUACAUCUGCUGCUUGUCAUUUGUCCUCGUGUAGAGUUUUAAGAUAGCUGGUUAGUGAAGAUUAGAGUCCCUAUUGAACAGUGCCAGGACCUCACAGCGUAGAGCAAAUAAGGAUUACCUUGCACGUUAAGAGCUUCUUUAGAUUUGCAACAUAAAUGUUUGGACCAAGAACAAGCCAAAGGUUAGAUAAUGGGCAAAAAUGCACUAGAAGUUUGACAGUUUUAGUUUUUUGUACAGGAUAUUUUUUUCUUUCUUUUGUUUCUUACAUGUCCUAGUUAUAUCUGUCCUAGUGAUAUCAUUGUUUUCUUUCUUUUUGAUUUUGUCUGGAUGUCUAUAUUCUGGAAAGAAUGAAGAUCUACUGAAAAUAAAUAUAGUUUGAUAGAA
This is a messenger RNA of Dicentrarchus labrax (European seabass), 3861 nucleotides long. It is a transcript of the gene rx1, whose product is annotated as retinal homeobox gene 1. The transcript has 4 exons. Gene Ontology annotation, biological process: positive regulation of transcription by RNA polymerase II. The record is from RefSeq and is a predicted model, not a curated record. NCBI's taxonomy places the organism in Eukaryota, Metazoa, Chordata, Actinopteri, Moronidae. Gene Ontology annotation, molecular function: DNA-binding transcription factor activity, RNA polymerase II-specific; RNA polymerase II cis-regulatory region sequence-specific DNA binding. Bases 332 to 1390 code for a protein of 352 amino acids.